This is a messenger RNA of Oryzias melastigma (Indian medaka), 1295 nucleotides long. RefSeq names its product zebrafish testis-expressed 38 (gene zte38). Lineage: Eukaryota; Metazoa; Chordata; Actinopteri; Beloniformes; Adrianichthyidae. The coding region runs from base 187 to 1101 and encodes 304 amino acids. The transcript is spliced from 13 exons. The record is from RefSeq and is a predicted model, not a curated record.
CAGCCAUAAAAUAAUCACGUAAACUUUCCGCGCGGGAAGAUGAUGACGCAACCUCAUUAGCUAUUUUUUCCCCAAUGGCUAGCUAUUUCAACCGCAGCUAAUUUCACUUUAACAUCUCAAUAGUGUUUAGAAUCCGAAAAUAUCUAUACUUAUCAGGUUUAGCUAACUAGCUGUUAGCAAGAAAAAAUGACGUCUGGGAAGGUCUGCGUGAGAAACAAGGAGAAAACGUCAGAGUGGCCAGGGUUGUUCCUGAACGAGCUGAAAACCAAGAAAGAAUCUCUGAUAUUUGUCAAGAGGAUGAUUGCUGUGGCUGUGUCCUCCAUCACCUAUCUUAGAGGGAUUUUCCCUGAAUAUGCCUACAGAUCUAGAUAUCUGGCAGACAUGUGCAUCAAAGUCUUGCAUGAAAACGGAAACACCCCAGGCGCUAGUAAAGUUGUGAAGUGGUUGAUGGGAUCCUUUGAUGCACUGGAGAAACAGUAUCUGCAGGUUAUAUCCAUUGGGGUGUACACCGAUCCUGAAAAUCCUAACUGCAUCAUCGAGGCCUAUCAGUUCAACUUCAGAUACACUGAAAAAGGACCAGAAAUGGACAUUCUCAGGAACAAAAAUGUGGAAAUGCAGGUGACGCUUGAAAACACCAAGCAAGCCUCGGUGCUGCUCAUCAGGAAGCUCUUCCUGCUCAUGCAGAACUUGGAUGCCCUUCCUAACAAAGUCUACCUCACCAUGAAGCUCUACUACUACGACGACAUCACUCCUGCAGACUAUCAACCUCCAGGCUUCAAGGAGGGGGUGUACGAUCACCUGUGGUUUGAAGGAAUGCCUGUGCACUUCAAGGUGGGCGAGGUGCACACAUCUUAUCACGCUUUGAGAGUCCAAGUGUCUGUGGAGCAAAGCCAGGUGGAGAAGCUUCAAAGAAGAGAUUACCUGAAGGAGAGUAAGCCAGUUUCUGUGGAUGAGGAAAAGAAGGCUUCUUCCAAGAAAAUCGACACCGAGGGGGAUUUUCCUUCUGAGGACGAGUCAGCACAGUUCAAGAAACCUGCGAGACCUCUUCAAAAGAGAAGAGCAGCAACCAAAACUCUGGCGACGAAGAAACGACGAGUUUAGACCACCAGACAAGUGCCGGAGUUUCAUUAGCAUUUUAUUGUGAUGCUUACAAACACAGUUCAUGUCAGGUUUGUAGUGUUUUGGCACUGUUUGGUAAAAAAAAAAAAAACAUGAGUUUAAGUUCAUUUGUUUGCUUUAUGUUUAAACUAGUUCAGGUGACGAGUUUCAGAAAUAAAGAUUAUUGCAAAGAUCAA